Messenger RNA from Tarenaya hassleriana, 1268 nucleotides. Its product is annotated as peroxidase 25. The record is from RefSeq and is a predicted model, not a curated record. Bases 80 to 1072 code for a protein of 330 amino acids. Gene Ontology annotation, cellular component: plasmodesma; plant-type cell wall. Gene Ontology annotation, biological process: response to oxidative stress; hydrogen peroxide catabolic process. NCBI's taxonomy places the organism in Eukaryota, Viridiplantae, Streptophyta, Magnoliopsida, Brassicales, Cleomaceae. Gene Ontology annotation, molecular function: heme binding; peroxidase activity. The transcript has 4 exons.
UGGUUCUUGGAUAUUGUUGAACACCUGCAAGUAUCGAUCCACUUGGUGGGAGGAGGUAAAAGAAAAAGUUACGAAAAGAAUGGGAGGAAACCCAUUAGGGUUAGGUCAAUGGUGUUUUGUAACCAUCGUAUUGGUGUUGGGGAAUACUGUAAAGGAAGUGAAAAGCCAAUUGAAAAAUGGGUAUUAUUCAUCUUCGUGUCCGAAAGCGGAGUCCAUUGUGAGAUCAACUGUUCAAGCUCACUUCAAGUACGAUCCCUCCAUUGCCCCCGGCUUGCUCAGGCUCCAUUUCCACGACUGCUUUGUCCAGGGUUGUGAUGGGUCGGUGCUAAUCAAAGGGCCGACCACGGAGCGAACCGCCUUACCGAAUCUAGGACUUAGAGGAUUCGACGUGAUCGACGACGCAAAAUCUCAGCUCGAGGCCGAGUGCCCUGGCGUCGUCUCCUGCGCCGAUAUACUUGCGCUCGCCGCCCGCGAUGCUGUCGAUUUGAGCGAUGGCCCGAGUUGGAACGUUCCAACGGGUCGAAAGGACGGGAGGGUCUCGUUGGCGACACAGGCCUCAAACCUACCGUCUCCUCUUGACUCAGUUGCUGUUCAGAAGCAAAAGUUCGAUGCAAAGGGACUUGACAGUCACGAUUUGGUAACCCUAGUUGGUGCCCAUACGAUAGGGCAGACCGACUGUCUCUUCUUCCGGUACCGUCUCUACAACUUCACGGUGACCGGAAACUCCGAUCCGACCAUAACUCCGUCGUUCGUAUCGAAUCUCAAGACUCUGUGCCCUCCGAACGACGACGGGUCCAAAAGGGUCGAUCUGGAUAUAGACAGUCCCGCGAAUUUCGACGUGAAUUUUUUCAAGAACAUCCGAGACGGGAAGGGGGUUCUGGAGUCGGACCAGAGGCUUUGGUCGGAUUCCGACACAAACGAUGUCGUGAAGAAGUACGCGAGCAGUCUAAGGGGUCUGUUUGGGAUUAGGUUUGAUUAUGAAUUUGGAAAAGCAAUGGUGAAGAUGAGUUCGAUCGAAGUCAAGACGGGGGCCGAUGGCGAGAUUAGGAGAGUUUGUUCCAAGGUUAAUUAAUCAGUUUUCUUCUGUCAUGUUUGUUGUUUUUGUCUAAUUAAAUUACUAAUUACGCGUAAGAAAAUAUGAACAAGUGGAGAAAAAAAAAAUAAGAAUGUGAAUCGUGGUGUUAUGUAAUUAUAUGUGUUUGUAUUAUUGUUGUUGUUUGAGUGAAAGUGGGGUUUCAUAUUGUUUGUUAAUCCCAAUGGUUAAUUAA